GCCGGCUCGCUGUGACGUCAGUGUUUGGCUAACUGUCACCACCUAAAGCAGAAGGAAGGACGUCCAUCACAUGGAGAUAAACGCUCCACUGAACCGCUAUACAUGCCUGGUAGCCCGCUGAAGUUCGUCCAGGGCUUUGGGACUCCUAUGUGAGACUGUAGCGUCGGUCUCGACCACUGAGCGGAGCCGCGGCGGCUGCUACCAGAUCCCGAGCAGCGACUCCCCAUAAAGCAUGGCGUUAAUCCUGUUUACCAGGUCCCGGGCUCCUCUGGUCAAAACCUCCCGCUCGCUCAACAACGAGUUCAGGAAGGGCAAAGGGAAACUAAAUGAGGGCCCUUGUUUCAACUGCACAACUCUCAGACUUGCCAGUCAAAAGCUUGAUGGGCUCCGACUUGGCAGCACAGGCCAGGUUUCCUCACUCAGCCCGUCGCUCCUCCUGUCAGACGAAUGUGUGGGACCCGGCCAGAGCUUCGACCAACAGCGGCUCUACUGCGGCUUCGUGGUGGCGGCGUCUGCCUCACCUUACCCUGCCAUCACAGCCGGCGUCCAGUGGACAAAGGCACGGCCGCAGGACAUCCCCGGUGUCAGGUGGAUACACACCUCAAGGAGAAGAUGGGACGACUCAAAGGUGGAAAAGUCACUGCGUAUACUCAAAGACAAGAAAAAGAAGCUGGAGGAAGGGGGGCCGGUUUACAGCCCCACGCUGGACGCAGAACCUGCCAGAAGGACGAUCCGACAGCGGGUUCUGGAUGAGAUCAAGCACUACUAUCACGGCUUCAAGCUGCUGUGGAUUGACACCACCAUUGCAGGGCGGAUGCUGUGGAGGGUCCUGAAUGGAAAUCCCUUGUCUCGCCGGGAGAGGAGACAGUUCCUCCGAACGUGUGCAGAUGUGUUCAGACUGCUGCCCUUCCUGGUGUUCAUCAUCGUUCCCUUCAUGGAGUUCCUGCUUCCCAUCGCGUUGAAACUCUUCCCCAACAUGCUGCCGUCCACCUUCGAAACACAGUCAAAGAAGGAGGAGAGAUUGAAAAAGGAGCUGAGGGUCAAACUGGAGAUGGCCAAGUUCUUGCAGGACACCAUUGAAGAGAUUGCUUUAAGGAACAAAGCAGCCCAGGACAACGUGACGGAGGAGUUCUCCACCUUCUUCCAGAAGAUCCGCAGCUCUGGGGAGCGUCCCAGUAAUGAGCAGAUCAUCAAGUUCUCCAAGCUGUUUGAGGACGAGCUGACCCUGGACAACCUGACCCGGCCUCAGCUGGUGGCGCUGUGCCGCCUGCUGGAGCUGCAGUCCAUCGGCACCAACAACUUCCUCCGCUUCCAGCUCAUCAUGAAGCUCCGAGCCAUCCGUGCAGAUGACAAGCUGAUAUCGGAGGAGGGAGUGGAGAGUCUGAACGUGAACGAGGUGCAGGCAGCGUGUCGCGUCAGGGGGAUGAGAUCUCUGGGAGUCACAGAGGACCGACUGAGGGAACAACUCGUCCAGUGGCUGGAGCUGCACCUGAAGCAGCAGAUCCCCACGUCCCUGCUGCUCCUGUCUCGAGCCAUGUACCUUCCGGACACGCUGUCCCCGGCUGACCAGCUCCAGACUACACUGCAGAACCUUCCGGAAAUGGUGACCAAGGAAGCUCAGUUGAUGGCAGCAGAGAUGGAGCUUUCCAAGGUGGACAACAAGACCAAGCUGGAGACGACGCUGCAGGAGGAGGCAGCCAUACGCCAGGACACCAAGGACCGGGAGAUGGAGAGGCUGGCCGACGCUGCAGAGAAGGCUGCCAGGGAGGACGAGUUGGAGCUUGAAGCCAUGAAGGCCGACUCGUCUCAGGCGGAAAGAGCCACUCAUCCAGAGACGUUGAGGGAUACGGCUCCUGUUAUCGAGGCAAUCAAGUUUGGGCAGUGGCAGACGUUUCUCCGCUACCAGGGGGAGGAGAUUACGAAGGAGGAGAUUGACCUGUUGAGUGACGCCUGCUCCAAGCUGAAGGAGCAGAAGAGACUGCUGACUCUGGAGAAGGAGGAGCUGGAGGAGCUGAAGGACGACGUGCAGGAAUACAACGAGGAUCUGGAGGAGAUAAAGAAGGAGUUCUCAAAGAGCGGUCAGGAGAAGGCCCUGGAGGAGUCCAAGGCCAGCCAGCGUCUUUCCAAGAGAGUGACCCGUAUGAUCGGUCGCAUCGACAAGAUCAUUGGGGAGCUGGAGAAGGACAAGGUGAUCCUGGACGGACGGGUGGUGAGUGGAGCCACCCCGCCUGUGGGUCUGUUCUACACCUUCAGGGAGAACCUGAUCAGCAUUGACGAGCUCAUCAGCGUCAUGCGCCAGAUCCAGAACAUUCCAGAGGACAAGCUGCAGAGGAUCGCCGAGGCCCUGGACGACAACAAGGACGGGAAGGUCGACAUCGACGACGUCAUUAAAGUAGUGGAGCUCAUCGACAAGGAGGACAUUGACAUUUCCACUACGCAGGUCGGCGACAUCAUGGUGAUGCUGCAGAAGGAGGAGAAGCUGAUGGAGAAGGAAAAGGCCAAAGAGAAGGCUGAGAAAGAGGCGGCCGCCACGCUCAACAGCUAACUAACUCAUCCUCAUUCUAGACACAGAAGACUGGUGAAAAUGACCACUAGGACGCCUGUGACCGGUACCCGGUCACUGAGAACUGGCCAGCAGGUUGAUUUAGACAAGAUAGGGGGGAAAAUAAUCACACAGUUGAAAAUUGAUCCCAAGAUUGUUCAAGCAUCAGAAAAUAAGGCUUCCCGCCUUUUUAAAUGCUUAAAAAUAAUUAGGAGCAUUGUUUUAGGAGCAUUUAAGUUUGUGGUGAAACUUCUCCCCUUUCACUUUACUCAUUUCUACAUCUCAGAGGAAUGAACAUCAUUGUUAUUGACAUCAUCAUCAUCAUCAUUCCACUUAGCUCCUUUUCCUCUUUUUGUUUAUCCAUCCUCCCCCCAUGUCAUAUUUUUUUCAUCACUUGUACCUGGACUGGUUGGUUGUUACUGGCUUCUGUGUAUUUGAAUGAUGGCGCCAAUCAAAAACAUUAGUAAGCUGCAACGUGCAAUACACAACCUUCCGUUUGGGAAGUGACAUUAGCUUGAAAUUUUAAAAUCUGCUCUGAAAAUGGAGCAGAAUCCGAUUCAUCGCCUUCUUUA
This is a messenger RNA of Cololabis saira (Pacific saury), 3114 nucleotides long. It is a transcript of the gene letm1, whose product is annotated as leucine zipper-EF-hand containing transmembrane protein 1. Gene Ontology annotation, cellular component: mitochondrial inner membrane. Gene Ontology annotation, biological process: intracellular monoatomic cation homeostasis. The transcript has 15 exons. NCBI's taxonomy places the organism in Eukaryota, Metazoa, Chordata, Actinopteri, Beloniformes, Belonidae. The coding region runs from base 233 to 2545 and encodes 770 amino acids. Gene Ontology annotation, molecular function: ribosome binding; calcium ion binding. The record is from RefSeq and is a predicted model, not a curated record.